Messenger RNA from Anas platyrhynchos (mallard), 546 nucleotides. Lineage: Eukaryota; Metazoa; Chordata; Aves; Anseriformes; Anatidae. The record is from RefSeq and is a predicted model, not a curated record.
AAGCGGCCCGCGGGGCGCUGAGGGCUGGGCAAGGGAUGGGGGAAAAGGGCCGCGCAUGCGCGCUGCGCCGCUGUGCCUCAGGGGCCGGCGCCAUCUUAGGGCCUGAGGGGCGGGGUGCGCAUGCGCAGUGCGCCGCUGCUGCUCCUCAGGGGCCGGCGCCAUUUUGGAGCCUGAGGGAGACGGGGGGGAGGGCGCGCAUGCGCGGUGCGCCGCCGCUGCCUCGCCUCAGGGACCCGGCGCCAUUUUGGAGCUGUGGAGGUCCGGUCAGGGACAGGGGCAAUGCAGAGUUCUGGUCAAGUCGGCCCUGCUGUAGGAUAGAAAAAGAAGUUGACGUGCCAUUCGUGCUGCUAAAUAGCUGGCUCUGCAAGGCAGAUGCACCUGUUGGAGGCACCUCAGAGAGUUUUAGAUUGCUGACCCUGAGACCUGUGACCAAAUGUAUGAGAGCUUACUCAGAAUCCACACCAACUACUACAAAAACAAGUAUCCACGCCUGAAAGAAACAAGCUUCACUGGAGUGACAGUGCAAGAUUGCAAGAUGAUUCUAGC